AUGAAGUUCACUGCCCUCCUUCUAUCUGCCGUUGCAGUUGUCAUUGCUGCCCCAGCUGGCAAACCCAGCAGCCCGGAAGUUGCCACCCGUGGUAGUCAACUGGUCCUCCCCAAGGACACAUUCCUCCAUUAUAUCAAUACCGGCGUAACGAAUCAUGAUAUUUACGGCAGACCCCUCGUGGUGAAGAACGGGAAAGCCUCCGAAGAAACCAGCGCCGUGGCUACCUUCCAGCUUGGUAGCAGUGUCAGUGGCCACCGAUGCAGACUCCGCUUCGAUACCGCAGCAGGUGACAUCUCCAAGGGCUCGCAGCAACUUGAUAUCUUCAGUGUAAUCAACCCACCAACCUGGCCACUUCAAAACUCGUUCAGCAGAGACCAGCACCGUGGACGCAUCUACGUGCCUCUCCCCGGGCAAGCGCAGUGGAUCCAGGGUUACAAUGGGUAUCCCGAAUUCGACUGCCCCGUCAACCAGCUCUUUGGCUUUGAGUUCGUUGGUGUUUAUGAUUAUGACAUUGUCGACUGGAAUGUUGGCUCAACCGGACCUCGCAUUGAGGUCUUGUAA
Messenger RNA from Arthroderma uncinatum, 561 nucleotides. RefSeq lists its product as uncharacterized. The transcript has a single exon. The record is from RefSeq and is a predicted model, not a curated record. Lineage: Eukaryota; Fungi; Ascomycota; Eurotiomycetes; Onygenales; Arthrodermataceae. Bases 1 to 561 code for a protein of 186 amino acids.